Diachasmimorpha longicaudata is the source of this 4125-nucleotide messenger RNA. It is a transcript of the gene cysu, whose product is annotated as peroxidase. The record is from RefSeq and is a predicted model, not a curated record. Gene Ontology annotation, biological process: response to oxidative stress. NCBI's taxonomy places the organism in Eukaryota, Metazoa, Arthropoda, Insecta, Hymenoptera, Braconidae. Gene Ontology annotation, molecular function: heme binding; peroxidase activity. The transcript is spliced from 14 exons. The coding region runs from base 248 to 2518 and encodes 756 amino acids.
UCAAAGACAGUGAACAGCUAGGAUACGAGUUGUCUGCGAUCAGAAGUCGAGGAACAAGCGCCGAGCGAGGUCGGUACCGAUCACCUCAUUGAGUCCCUCUUCGUGGGCCUCACAACACUGGUCUGACCACUAAUCGUCUUCCUCCACUGUUUCGUGAUUAUCCGUCGCGUGUGCAGUGACACUUCUGCGAUAAACAAUUGAUAAAAUAAAGAAUUGACAGUGGGAGACUGCGCUGUCGGCCUUCAAGAUGAUCGAUAGGUCUGUUACGGUGAGCGUACACUUCGUGGUUUUUUACCUGUUGACCACGUGUUGCUGGGGUGGACUGCAGUUUGACACGUUUGACAGUUACUCCGGUGAUGAGGGCUGUGCUCUGAUUCUCAAUGGCCCAGGGAGGUCUAACGCUUACGAUUAUACUUAUAAUUUACUCAGGGGACGAGAGACACCCUCCGCAGGUUCCCAUACCUGCAUCACCUACGACGCUGUUAAUCGUGCCUAUUAUGACGCACGAAAGCGAAUCAAUGUUGCUCAGCCGCACUCGAAGAUCUGGAAACCCGAGGAAUUGGCGACCGUUGGAGAACUCCUUCUGGACAUUUCCACGACAUUAGCACAGGUAUAUGGAUUGACAAGUGAAGAGAUCGAACGGGAUCUCCCGAAAAUCGACACCUCGAAGACACUCAUUCAGGACAUCUGUCCAGCUUUCGUCAGUAACGUCGAGUGUCGUCCAGGAAAAUACCGCAGAUUUGACGGUCUCUGUACCAAUCUCGAGAAUCCGACCUGGGGAUCUUCGCUCUCGCCCUUCACCAGGAUGAUGACUCCAGCUUUUGCCGAUGGAAUGAGUGCCCCAAGAGUAUCCGUUACCGGUGGUAAACUUCCUUUGUCGCGUGUUGUGUCCAGGACUAUGCACCCUGACGAUGGUUUUCACGACCACGCUGGAACAGUCAUGGUUAUCGCCUGGGGACAAUUUAUGGAUCACGACUACACAUUAACUGCAACACCACUCGACCCCAUGAAUCGAAACGACCCCGAGGAGUGCUGUUCCCGUCCGCCCCAUCGCAAAAAUCCGUACUGCAACGAAAUUGAAAUACCAGAAGACGAUUAUUUCUACCGAUUGUUCAACGUCAGGUGCAUUGACUUUGUCAGAGCCUUCCCCGGAGUGAGGGCGGGCUGUCGUCUCGGGUCACGAGUGCCGUUUAAUCUUCUCACUGGAGUUCUCGAUGGCAAUACUGUCUACGGAAUUCGCGAGGAAUUCGCCCGAAAAUUGAGAUCAGGCUAUGGUGGACAACUCCGGAUGAAUCCCGUAUUCGCUGAGUACGGACUGAAGGAUUUAUUACCCCUGAAGUUGGACAUUCCGGACGAAGGCUGCACCCGUCCCAACAAAUCCAUGUAUUGCUUCGAAGCUGGUGAAAUUAGAGUUAAUGAACAGCUUGUGCUCACUUGUAUGCACACACUUAUGGCCCGUGAGCAUAACAGAAUAGCGAAGGGACUGGCCCAAGUGAAUCCACACUGGGACGAUGAGACCCUCUUCCAGGAGUCCAGGCGCAUCACCAUCGCGCAAAUUCAACACGUCACAUACAACGAAUUCCUUCCUAUUCUAUUGGGAAAGGAAGUCAUGACGAAAUUCGGACUUCUCCUGGAGAAAAACAAUUACUGGGACGGCUAUGAUCCAAGUGUUAAUCCUGGAGUAAUCGACGCAUUCGCCGCGGCGGCCUUCAGGUUCGGUCACUCCCUGCUGCCCACAGCUGUUGAAAGAUGGAGCAAAGCGCAUAAAUUCAUCGCUUCUAAGAGGCUGUCCGAUCUUAUCCGAAGGCCCUAUGAUCUUUACCGCGCCGGUGUUAUCGAUGAGUAUUUCAUGGGACUGAUGAAUCAAGUGGCGCAAGCUAUGGAUGACUCCAUCACACAAGAGGUCACGAACCAUUUGUUCAAGAAAGUCGGAGCCCGGUUCGGUGCCGACCUCGUCUCCUUUAAUAUGCAGCGGGGAAGGGAAUUCGGUGUCCCCAGUUACAUGGAAUUCCGGAAAUUAUGUGGACUCUCGGAGGCGCAUAAUUUUGAGGACCUCUUUGGCUCGAUGUCCAAUGAAACGAUCAGACGUUACAGUUCGAUAUUCAUGCACCCCAGUGAUGUCGACCUGUGGUCAGGAGGUGUCUCAGAACGUCCACUUCCUGGGAGUAUGCUGGGGCCAACCUUUGCCUGCAUUAUCGCGACGCAGUUCAGUAAUUCGAGACGAGGCGACCGAUUUUGGUAUGAACUGCCCAAUCAACCGUCGUCAUUCACUCUCGGUCAGUUGAAUGAAAUUCGGAAGGCGCGGUUGGCUAGGCUCAUCUGUGACAACACUGAUCUCAUUGACACGAUACAAUUGUAUCCGAUGGUCCUUCCUGAUCACGAAAUAAACCCCCGAGUUGCCUGCAAAAGUGGCGUACUCCCCAGCAUUGAUUUCAACAAGUGGGCUGAGUAUCCAACCAGUCGUGCUGCCCAAUACGUGAGUAAUCUAGCGGAUCAGUAUGGGCACUUUGGAAAGUAAGAGAAGGUCCUCCGUCACGAGUUCUGGGUUAAUCAGACAUAUAGAACACUUUGAGAAUGGAUAAUCGUGCGCAGUUGAACACGUAAAAUAGCCCCUGCGUUGUUGUUUCCCUUAGGUUCCUAAGAAUUUUUCAAGAUGAGGUCAAAUGGAAACUCUAGACUUUUUUUAGAUUCCCAUUGAGAAAAAAGUACUUUAUUGUCACGGCAGAAAGAAAUAAAUUAAUUAUUUAUCUGAAUGAAUUAUUAAUUAUUUAUUUUCGAGGAAAAAUUGAAUAAAGAUCUGACGUUUGAAUGAAGUUUAGUGUCCAUUUUGCCUCAUCGUCCCCUAAAUUUAAAUAUUGAGUAGAAUAUCGCACAAAAGUCACAGGAUUUUUAUUAUUUACUCUUCUGAAUAAGAUUAAGUUUUUCGAGACUAAAAGGCAGACCGCCUGAGAGUCACAAUAACUCGACUAUUCCCCUCUAAUUGAUAAGAACGUUCGUUACAUCCAGUCUAACGUAAUUCGAAUGAAAAUUGUUACACAAUAUUCAUGUCGAUUGAUUGACGCGACGUCAUUGAGACUUUCGAUUUUUUAUCAACACACAGAAAAAACAAGUGGUAAAAUACGAGAUUUAAAACGUAAAUGUAAAAUGUAAAUUACGUUUUAAAAAAAAUUGCGAUUUCUAAAACGUAAUUUACGUUUUAAAAAUCGUAAACUACGUUUUCAAAAUUUCGUUUUAAAUCUCGUAUUUUACGAUUAGUUUGUUUUGUGUAAACAACGUCGACAAGGUGUCUAUGUGCCAUGGUACCGCCGACGGCUAGACAACAUCAUUUACCAUCAACUUCACCCAAUAAAAUACAAAACAUCAAGGAUGUAAAUAAAAAUCAAGCUGUGACUGGUUGAAUUGAUUCUCUCCAGUUCUUCGGGUUAAUAAUUACGUGUUCUUACUGCGUAGCAUUUACUUUGAGAUUAAUAUAUUAAAGAACGAGUUUGUCUUAAGUGUCAGGACGGGCUUAAGUGCAGUUCGUCGAAAAACAAUUGGUCGAUUGAUACUUUAUGCAGCAGUAAAUUGUAGACCAAUUAACAUUCGAUGAAUUAUACCAGAUCCGUCGGGGUGUUACGCACCGGCUAGUACAUAAUGUAUUUCACUAGAAUUUAGGAAAUUUAAUGUAAAUAUACCAUGUCGGUGGCACGAGAAAUUUCGAAAGGUAUCCGGAGAGAAAAGUCCCAAAAAAAUUACUGUGUUGGGCACUAGAAUAUUCACGAAUAACAACUACUGUCAAUAUCAAAAAUUUUGUAAUACAUUUUGUAAUUAAUGAUCUGCGGGUUCCUUCAAUUUACGAAACAGUAAUUUUUAUCGGAAUCACACUAUAAAAAUUCACAGAUUUUUCUCUCCGCGGAAGACUCAAAGAAAAGAAGGAAUUUUCCUCUCAUGACGACCCGAAUUUUAUAUUUCAAUGAAGUCCCGACCCGAGCCCUUCGUUUUCUAAUUCCCAUCAGUUGUUUUCUCCCAAACUAAUUCCUGCAUCCUUACCAUACGUAACUGUACAGCAUAAACAUAGCAUAGCAUUGUUUAUACACGAAUUUUUGUACAUAGUAAUAAUGAAUAAAUAAAGUCUUUGUCACACCA